Molecule: messenger RNA, 4177 nt
Organism: Doryrhamphus excisus (bluestripe pipefish)
Lineage: Eukaryota; Metazoa; Chordata; Actinopteri; Syngnathiformes; Syngnathidae
Source: RefSeq, a predicted model, not a curated record
UGAACGCGGCUACCUGUCGAAGCUAGUGGCUUUAAAUCCAAUGGAGGAUCCUCCCGCAGAUUCUGGCGGCGGUGGCGGCGAUGUAUCAACGCUGGGCCCCGCGGUGCAGGUGUCGGAUGUCUGCUACACGUUUGGGACGCUCCCCUGUCGGCUUCUGGAGUGGAAAGUCAAACCUGGCUCUCACGUCAAUGUGGACUCCGUGUUAGCGCUCUGUGUCCCCAUCAGGGCAGCGACGACCAGGCUGCCGGAGAAGAAGGUGAAGUCGGACCGCGCGGGAGUCGUAAAGGAGCUGUGCUGUCACCCCGGACAGGUCAUACAGCCUGGGGGUGUCAUUGUCAGAAUAGCAGGAUGCAGCCACCCCAUAGUGAUGAAAGGCUUAUGUGCUGAAUGUGGCCUGGACUUGACCCAACUGCAGAGCACAAAUGGAAACCAGCAAACUCCCAUCUCUACGGCAACAGUCUCCAUGGUGCACAGUGUGCCCGAGUUGAUGGUCAGCUCUGAGCAAGCAGAGCUGCUUGGCAGGGAGGACCAGCAGAGGCUGCGCCGUAACAAAAAACUGGUCCUGAUGGUGGACUUGGACCAGACUCUCAUCCACACCACCGAUCAACACUGCCAGCAAAUGUCAAAUAAGGGCAUUUUCCACUUCCAGCUGGGGCGAGGAGAGCCAAUGCUCCACACGCGACUACGCCCGCAUUGCAAGGAAUUCCUGGAGAAAAUCGCCAAACUGUACGAGUUGCACGUCUUCACAUUCGGCAGUCGUCUUUAUGCACACACCAUUGCGGGCUUUUUGGACCCUGAAACAAAGCUGUUCUCCCAUCGAAUUCUUUCGAGAGAUGAAUGCAUCGACCCCUAUUCCAAGACGGGGAACCUUAGGAACCUUUUCCCCUGUGGGGAUUCAAUGGUCUGCAUCAUUGAUGACCGUGAAGACGUGUGGAAGUUUGCGCCCAACCUCAUCACUGUGAAGAAAUACGUUUACUUCGAGGGCAUCGGGGAUAUGAACGCGCCGCCCGGCUCGCAGGAAGCUCUCAUGGCCAAGAAAGGAAGCCAGUCAUGUCGCCCAGCAGAGAGCACAGAACCAUUAGAAGCCCCGGGUGCAGACGAGCACAACAACGGUCUCAGGAAAAAGCCAGUAAACGACGGCCCAGCGGAGUCUCGGUGCUCUCAGGGAGUCCCCACAAAUGAACGGACACAUCCCGCCGGGCCUGUGCAGGUCGAGGCGUUAAGUAAACCUUUAGAGGCUGAUGAGGAGGCAUCUGAGGCCACAUCGAAGCAAACUCAGGGGGGUCAUGGCCAAGAAAAUAGUCAAGAGGAGAGUGUUAGCAGGACAGAUGAUGCCCAGGACAGUCCGAACUCUUUAACAGCAAUCGGUGAGUCCAAUAAUCUGGACUUUGACCUUUCCAGUGACAGCGACAGUGAGUCUAUAAAGGAAAAGACGACCUCUGCGGACGGUGACAGUGAGGUCAGCCAGGAAAAGAAGUCUGAGCAAGAUGGCGGAGAAGAGACAAAAGAUAAAGCACAAACAAUUUCUGACUCGGCAGAACAUUCAGACGUUCUUCUCCCUGAGCUUGGGAACGGCUGCUCAGACAGGAGGGAACCCGAAACCGAGUCACAGAAUAGCGAACAGUCUGGUGUGACAAUGGGGGAGGAGCUCCUGGACCAGAGCAUGGAGGACGAGGAUGAAGAGGAAGCGGACAACGACAAGGACGAUCACCUCAUCUACCUGGAAGAAGUGCUGGAGCGGAUCCACACGGAGUACUAUGCCCGCUAUGAGACCUUCCUGAAGAAGGAGGUGCCCGACACGCCCGACACGCCGGACAUUCGCAAGAUUGUUCCUGAGCUGAAGAGCAAGACGUUAGAGGGCACCACAUUGGUGUUCAGUGGCUUGUACCCAACCAACUACCCAUUUGAGAGGACUCGGGAGUACUACCACGCUAAGGCACUGGGGGCAAAGAUUGGCAAGAAUUUGGUUCUGAACUCACAAGAACCUAAUGGAACGACACAUCUCAUUGCAGCUAAAUCUGGCACGGAGAAGGUCCGUCAAGCGCUGGCGUGCAAGCAUCUCCACGUGGUUAACCCUGACUGGCUGUGGAGUUGUCUGGAGCGCUGGGAGAGGGUGGAGGAGACCCUCUUCCCGCUAAAGGAGGACUACUGCAAGCAGACACGGAGCAACAGCCCGGCAGCUUUCCUGUGGGGCUCCCGGCAGAAGCCUCAUUUCCAGCAACCUCCUCCGAUCCAACACAGACCUCCGCCUCCGGAGGUUCGAACCUACGACCGCGUCACCGGGAAGCUGAUUCGCAGGGCCCCUCGGACAUCAACGGCAGCGCCUUACCUCCAGACGUCAGGUUCUGCUCUGUCUGAUCAACGUGAGCAGCAGACGUGUCUCAGGGGAACGCCAAAUAGUCAACAAGACGUAGCAGCGGGGCCCAGCCAGGAUGACAAGUCAUUAGGGCCGGCGCGUCGGGAGCGUCAGCCAAGCAUGUCGGAGACGAUGCCGCUGUACACGCUUUGCAAGGAGGAUCUAGAGAGCAUGGAUAAAGAGGUGGAUGACAUCCUGGGUGAGGAGAGCGACAACGAGAGUGAGGGACGGGGGAAAGAGAAAGCGGGUAAUGAGGAGGUGGAGGACGAGCAGGAACAGCCGCAAGGAGCCGAACCCCUAACAGGAGGACGGGGAAGAGGAGGUGGUCCUCAGGAGCUGACAGCGGAGGAAGAGGUCCAAGCGACAUCCAGUGGGGCUACUGUGUCAAGGGGCCACAAACGGAAGCACGACGACGCCAAGGAAGACGACGACGAGGCUGAUGAGUCCUGCAAAGAAGAAGAGGAGGAGGAGGAGGAGGAAGAGGAGUGCAGCUCCUCCGAGGCUGACGAGAUGGCGGCGGCAUUGGAGGCGGAGCUUAAUGACUUUAUGUGACGUGGGACGCUGACAAGCUGUAAUUAUGAAAACAACGAUGAAUGUUCUGUACAGUAUUGCUGUGUUUUGUAGCAUUAAUAUUCAUCCUGAUAGCCCCCCCUCUUUUUUUUUGGUGGGCAGAUAUUUUAUUGUGAAGAAAAUAAAUUGUUGGAAAAAAAAAUGAAUACUUUUGAGUUUUUUUAAUUUAUUUCGACUAAAGUGGCGAUAAUCCUUGCAAAUGUGGCCGCUCAUGCCAAAGAGUUUGAAGUCGUGCAGCUAAAUUUCACUUUUGGACUUCUCACGUCAUAUUUGUUCAUAUAAAAAUGAUUAUGCUUAUGUGAUUUUUUUGAGGUUGUUGCUUUAUAUCUUCUUGUGCACUUUGACCUUGACAUUGAACCCUGCCCCUCUCUUGUUCUCAGCCUUUUCUGGACAAUUUACACUGGAGCCAAUCACGUUUCGACACGGGCGCUUGUACAGCUCAGCGCAAGGCGGCGCCCCAAUGGAGAUCCGUUGAGGUGAACGUAUUUACAGCACGCUAAGCUAAAUCAUUGGGACUUAGCUUACCUGCAACAAUGAAAUACAUGGCAUUGAAACCCCUGGGAAAUAUAUUGACCAAAAAAUAAAGAAAUAAACAUGUCCAAGCUUAGUGUCAGGUGACUAAAAAAAAGGGCACUGAGCAAAAUAUUCCUUUUUUUUAAAAAUCCGUAAAAAAUAAGAAUUUCCAAUCACCUGUAUUUUAUAGCUGUGGGCCAGAAAUUCCUGUUAAAUAAAUUUUACCCCAAAAAACCUCCAAGCAUAUAGUUGAUAUAUUUAAAAAGACACAUCAUUGAAUUUAUGGUGUUGGGGCAGAAAUGGCUGAUUUACCUGAUUAACAAAAAAAGUACAGUAAACAUUGUUAACAUAUUCUGGACUAGUGAAGGCACUAACCAACAUCAUAAAAAAUGUGUAUUUUAUGACCUUGGUAGAAAUCCCUGCAAAACUUUUUUUCCAUGAAAAGUGAGUGGAUAUGUCGUGAAGUUUCAAAAUGUCGUUUUUAAGUAAAAGAAACUCAAAUCAAAAGAAAAGGUGCUGAAGAGUUCCCCUCAUUGAGCUACACUGCAAUGGGGAAUAGAAUUGGGGUUAUUUGUUGUAAUGUAUUUGUAUUUUUACCAUCAACCCCCCACCCCCUCCUCCGGCUCCAGUAUUAAAUACAUCCAUCAUUUCCAUCACAUGUUAUUUUCCUUUGUAUUCCCCUUCUUUUUCAAUGACAAACUAAUGGAUUAGAUUUACCCAGAGAGCUACUUUGACUAA